Messenger RNA from Solea senegalensis (Senegalese sole), 3643 nucleotides. Its product is annotated as SEC14-like protein 2. Gene Ontology annotation, cellular component: cytoplasm. The record is from RefSeq and is a predicted model, not a curated record. Bases 48 to 1268 code for a protein of 406 amino acids. The transcript has 12 exons. NCBI's taxonomy places the organism in Eukaryota, Metazoa, Chordata, Actinopteri, Pleuronectiformes, Soleidae.
UGCCUCCAGUGCGACUCAUUUCCAGCCCGGGACACAUCAGCUGAGACAUGAGUGGACGAGUGGGAGACCUGAGCCCCACACAGGCUGACAUCUUAGCAGAGUUUCGGGGGAGGAUCCAGGACGUCCUCCCUAACCUGCCCGCACAGCAUGACCAUUACCUGCUACGCUGGCUCAGAGCUCGGAGCUUUAACGUCCACAAAGCUGAGGCCAUGAUCAGAAAGCAUGUGGAGUUCAGGAGGCAGAUGAACAUAGACACCAUCAUAUCUGACUAUCAGCCACCAGAGGUGAUUGAGAAAUACGUGUCCGGGGGAAUGUGUGGCUACGACAGAGAGGGCAGCCCCAUCUGGUAUGAUGUGAUCGGCCCUCUGGAUCCUAAAGGUCUGCUGCUGUCCGCCACCAAACAGGACUUUCUGAAAACCAAGAUCAGACACACAGAGAUGCUGCAGCGGGAGUGUCGGAGGCAGUCAGAGAAGUUGGGGAAGAACAUUGAAGCCAUCACUCUGAUCUACGACUGUGAAGGACUAGGACUGAAACACGUGUGGAAACCUGCGAUUGAGACCUACGGAAAGAUCCUCACCAUGUUUGAGGACAACUAUCCCGAGGGGCUGAAACGAGUGUUUCUCAUUAAAGCUCCCAAAAUGUUUCCAAUGGCCUACAACCUAAUCAAACACUUCCUGUGUGAGGAGACGCGGCGCAAGAUCAUCGUUUUAGGAGGUAACUGGCAGGAUGUGCUACGUCAACACAUUGACCCCGAGCAGCUUCCUGUGGUGUACGGAGGCAAGCUGACAGAUCCUGAUGGCGACCCUCGCUGCACAACUAUGAUCAAAUAUGGCGGCACGGUGCCGAGAUCCUACUAUGUUCAGGACUCAGUGAAGGUUCAGUACGACACCAGCGUGACCAUCAGUCGCGGCUCUGUCUUCCAGCUGGAGUGUGAUGUUACUGCGCCAUGCAGCCAACUGAGGUGUCAGUUUGCCAGUGAUGGAGCCGACAUCGGGUUUGGCGUGUACAGGCGGACCAAAGAGGACAGUCAGAAAGUGACUGACAUGCUGCAGGUGCUGCCCAGUGAACGCUACAAUGCACACCUGGUCCCUGAGGACAGCUGGCUCACCUGCCCUGAGCCUGGAGUCUACGUGCUGUGUUUUGAUAACAGCUACAGCGUCCUUCAGUCCAAGAAGGUGAGCUACAAAGUCGAGGUCCUUCCUCCUCCUCCUCCUCUGGAUGGACAGACGCAGGAUCCACACAGCAGAGGAGACGACAGGCUGCAGUGACCGAGGCCUCGCGUGGAAACACAGAUCACUGAUCAGCGCUCUUGGCUCAUGCUGUGUUCCAUUUGCAUCGGAACUUGGGAAGUGGGAGUGACGUAACCCAGAGUUCACUGCGUUCCAGUUUAGAAGUCCGGAAUAAACGUGGACGCAGACGUAUCUCAGGGUAGCCAUUGUUAGCAAUACUAGUCCAUAGCAACAUGUCUACAGUUAAAAAAAACAAACUUUACUGUGAAACAAAUAUGACAGAAGUGCUAUUAAUGAUAAAAGCAGCAGGUUCCAACUUCUGCAUUUAGCUUCUGAGCUAAGUUCUGUGGUCUGAUUACAAAUGGAGCGCACAUUAGACCAGUUACAAACAUUAUUAUACAUGUGGUCCGCUGUACGUGAAGCCACACCUUGAUUUUGUUAUGUUUAUAGUACCUAGUUUGUUUUUUGUUUUUUUACUACAAAUGGAACGCACCAAGAUGCUACAUGUUGUUAGCUGUAGCUACCAUGCUAACCCGAAUGCUAGCGUCUGCUUGUCCAGGAGAAAAGAGUGUAUGUAAGUUCACAAACUUCAAUACUUCACUCACUCGAGCCCUUUUUCAAACGUGAACAUUUCAAGUGUUUCUUUUCCAGUGGGAAACACACAUGUGAGGGGGGGUUGUGUGAUGUAUAAGCAUGAGCUGUCGCUGCACUGCUCUCAUGACAUCUGACUGGGGAGCUAGCGUAUGGUUAGCACUCUGGUUGCCUUUGCAGCAAGAAGACACAGGUUCGAGACCCGGUCGGAACGAGGACCUUGAAUGGAGUUUGAAGGUCCUAACAUGCAGAUUUGGGGAUUAGGUUAAUCGGACACUCUAAAUUGACAGUUAGAGUGGAUGGUUGGUAGUUUGUCUCUAAAAGUGUCCCUACAGCACAACCCUCAGGUGGAGGAUAAACUGGUAGAAAAUAGAUGAAGCUGGCAUGCGACGUUUUGGAAAAUGUCCAGAUUAACUUUUGCAAACAUUUGUGUUCUCGCCUAUAAUUUCAGGAAUAUGUCUGGAUUACAGUGCAGGUCUGAAAGGAUCUCAAAUUCUAUGUCGGUGAUGCAUCUGGCUACGUUUUUGGCCGUGUGGCUUGUCUGAGCUUCGGUCAGAUUCUUGCCUGCUCUGAUUUAAUCUAAAAAGAAUAAAAAAAUACACAUUCAAACAGUAAUUACAACAUUCGAUUAUUAUUGAUUUUCUUAAUAUUAAAAUUAUAUUCGACAGCCCUAGUGUCACUGUAUAAUAAAUAUUCUAUUGGUUUCCCGCCACUUGCUAGUGAUCCGCAUAUUUGAUGUGGCAGAGAUUUGUUUUUACACCAGUCCUUCCUGACAAAACCGUCCCAUUCCUCUGGGCUUGGGUCCUGGCAUUGAGAGUACACUGGACGUCGCCCCCCUGUGGCUGUGGUCAGUUUGAAUUGGGUACUUUACUCAGGGCUACCUCAGCUCUUGACCUGUUGGGAUUCGUACCAGCAACCGUCCAGUUACAAGCCAAGUUCCCUUUCCACUAGGCCCAGGAAAUCCUACAUAUACCACCUUUAAAAUCAAAUCAGCUUCCUGAUUGACUUGAGUGCACGUAAACAAAUCACAUGAUGCUGACAAACCACAGAUCGACCAAAACAGAAACGUUUCAGCUUUUGUUUCAUUGCUCUCGAAUCACAAAUUUAUUCCGUGCCGUGUUAGCACCAAAUUAGCGCGCAGUGGAAUAAUAAAGACUUUGGGUUCAGAUUGUAAUUUACAGUUUUACCACAUUUGCUUACAAGUAUUUUUCUCUACAUAGACGUCUUUUGUUAUAUAAACCGAAGCACUUCAUGAACAAUUCUUGUAGCGGAACACACACGGACAACCAAUGUCAUUAUACUGACUGUGACGUAGCAUCUGUUUAUGCAUAUAUGAGAUAUUUCAUUUUAAUAAAUCUAAUGACACAAACUGAUAUAGACAUUCUGCAGUGUACUUUUCCACUAAUGCAACAGAGAACAAUCAUAGUUUAACAUACAUACUGUAGAAAAUGUCAGUAUCAUUUACUUUUUUUUAAAAAAAUUCAAUCGUUGUGCUUGCUUUAAACUUUUCUCCAUUUGAGAAUAUUGUGAAAAUGUGCAUAUUAAGAUAAAUGUAAAUGUUUCAGAAAUAAUAAGUGAUACACAGACUCUAUUGUGCUACAUUGUUUUGAUCAUGACACUGAGAAAUGUCUGGUUUCUACUUCACUUAGGAGCUGUUAUUUCCAGUAUUUCCAGCACACACACACACACAUUCUGGGCCAAAUAAGGAGCAAAGUGAUUGUGUAAUAAUGUUGCUCAUAAUGAAGGUUUUUAUACUACAGUCCUAAUGACAGACUUUAUAGAACAAAAAUGAAUGCUGCUUUAAUAAAGGCUGUUAUUGUGUA